ACAAAGGGCUUCCUCUUUACUUACCUCCUUCUUUGUUCUCCCGCUCCUUCGCGCUGUUUCCGCCACCCUUGGCCUCUCACUCUCAUCGAGUUUUCCAGCUAUUUCUCCCGAUUCUCUUGGGUGAAGUCGGCCGAGUUCGCUUAUAGUUUUUAGGCGGCAAAAAGGCAACAUCAUCACAGGGCGAAACAGCGCUUGCAGGUUGCACAGAGCGAACGGGAAAACUCUGUCAGGCGUGACCUGUUUGCAGCGCCAACCGAGAGGCCAAUCAUCCAACUCCUAAUUUCUUUGUUCCAGAUGCAUCAACCUUUGGUCGGUUUGAUGACGAUUUAAGAGGAAGAGAUUCGUCUAUCUGGAGAGGGUGGGACCAAUCCAGGAGAGCCAUCAUGCCGAUCGGCCAACUGCUCGCCUCCAUCACGGGCGAGACGCCCAAAGCUCCCGCAAUCACAACAAGAACGCCGCCACAACCAACGAAUGGAACAUCAGCGAAGAGGAAGGCCGACGCAGACACGAAGGGUGCUGCCGUGAAAGCCCCCAGGACUGUCCCCACUUCGACUCCCACCACUGGCCCUUCGAAGCCCAAUGGUGAACCUUCCAAGACUUCACGCCCUGCCGAGCGAUCAACAACCGGUUACACUGGUUCAGCAAGACCAACAUCGAAUACAGGGUCGAGGUCUCUUGCGGCGGAUAGACCUGCCUCAUCCGUCUCCAAGAAACCGACCCUAGCACAAAACGGCAGACCCUCGCCAACGUCUGCAUCUUUUCCGGGCAGUGGUCGAAGCAUUCCGUCUGCAACUUCCUCACUUACGAAGCGCUCGGGGGCGGUGACAGCCGCAGGUCAACCGGCCACCUCAGACCCUCCCGCCAAAGUACCCAAGAAGGGAUCUAUCGCCGAAAUCAAGGCCCGGGCCGCUGCUCAGCAGCAAAAGCUGCAGGCCAUAGGAAAGAUUCAGCACAAAGCUACCGAGAGGGUGCCCACCAGGAAGGAACGCGAGGAGGCUGCUGCAGAGGAGCUGCGCGCCGCAAAGAAGGGUGUCAGGCCAGGAAUGAAGCCAGGUGUUGUUGGGCUUCCGGGCAGAAAUGGAGCAAAUGGCAUGCAACGCAGUAACGGGCACCUCGACCGAAGCAGGGGAGCAGUACAGAAGCCCGUGACGGGAAAAGUUGGCAAGGCUGCCAUGGUAGAAGAACGAAAGCCCAAGAAGGCCGCCGUUACCACGGGCUACCUCGGGUCUGCCCGACCCCCUCCGAGCAAGGCCAAGCCUGGCUCCUCACGGCCUGGUGUACCUGGAGCUGGCCUUGUACGUGACCGCGAUCGCGAGGGUAGCAGCAGACGACCCAAUCCGAUGGGCAUGUUCUCCAAGCCACGACGUCAGCGGGAUGAAGACUACGACGAGGACAUGGAUGACUUUGUUGUCGAUGACGAAGAGGAAGAAGACGAUGGCUACGGUUACGGCUCGCGCUACCGGUACGCCGAAGAUGAGGAUGAGUCGGAUAUGGAAGCCGGAUACUCUGAUGUGGAGGAUGAGGAGGCUGCGGCCGCCAGGCUGGCCAGGCUUGAGGACGCCCGUGAAGAAGCUCUCCUGGAGAAGCGGAAGCGCGAGAAAGAGGCUCGCAAGAGGGCUGUUCUUCAAAGGCGCUAA
Cryphonectria parasitica EP155 is the source of this 1637-nucleotide messenger RNA. RefSeq lists its product as uncharacterized. Lineage: Eukaryota; Fungi; Ascomycota; Sordariomycetes; Diaporthales; Cryphonectriaceae. The record is from RefSeq and is a predicted model, not a curated record. The coding region runs from base 384 to 1637 and encodes 417 amino acids. The transcript is spliced from 2 exons.